AUGGCGAUUAAAAUGGUGAACGGCCACCACGGAAAUGACAUUCCAGCACCUCCUGUUGACCCUGUCUCAAGACCACAGACACAGACUCCUCUGCCCCCUCCACCGCCACCAACGUCAGAUCUGGCGCCACCUCCACCCCCAGCCGACAACGGAGUCCCUCCGCCGCCGCCAGAAGCCAUCCCGCCACCGCCGGUUAACGAGCUGAAACCCCAAGCUCCCCAGAAGAAAAGAUGGGGAUCGACCAAGACAACAAAGGUCACGCCGCUGAGCGUGGAAGAACUCUUGAAAAAGAAACGAGAGGCCGACCUGGCUGCCAGCAAGCCGAAGUUCCUGUCCAAGGCGGAGCGCGAGCGGUUGGCCCUGGAGAAACGAGCAAAAGAAGUCGAGGCUGCCGCCGCAUCAAAAUCCAAGCCUCAGAACGGUAGUCUUUCAGCAUCUACAGAGCCUGAGCGGCGCAAGGCUAAUUCAGUCCCGAACGGGCCGAGGGCCUCGCGUAAUGGAGAUAUUCCGACGGGUCCUGCUGCCAUGCGGUCCCGAGAUUACAAUAAUAAAGGUGGUGAUUCGGCGCCGCCUGCACCUUCAAAGUCGAGAGCAUCCGGCGGCGAUUCUAAGGCGCAAAAAAGGCAGGCCAACGAAGAUGCGCUGGAAAAGGCAGAAUCCGACUUGAUUCGGCAAAGGUACAUGGGCGCCAACCUGAACGUUUCUACAUUUUCCGCCCUCAAGAAGAGACGACGGACGACGGAAAAGAAGUUUAAUUUCGAGUGGAACACGGAAGAAGACACGACGCCGGAUUAUAAUCCCAUCUACAACGACCGAGCGCAACUCUCCUUCUUUGGACGUGGCCGGUUGGGUGGAUUCGACGAUCAGGCGGCGGAGGAAGCGGCAAGAAAGUACGCCGAAGUGUUACAGUCGAGGGACGGAGAGGCUGGAGCUGCACGGGCUCAAGAAAUGCUCGAGAUGGAGCGGAAGAGAAAGGAAGAAUCUCAUCGGACGGCGAUCGACAAACAUUGGAGCGAGAAGAGAUUGGAUCAAAUGCGGGAACGAGAUUGGCGCAUCUUCAAAGAAGACUUCAACAUCAGCACCAAGGGCGGAGGUAUCCCCAACCCUAUGCGGAACUGGCAGGAGUCGGCCCUACCACGACGGUUAUUGGAGAUUAUCGACCAAGUCGGAUACAAGGAUCCUUCGCCCAUCCAGCGAGCGGCCAUUCCCAUUGCCCUUCAGAACCGAGACCUGAUCGGUGUGGCUGUGACUGGGUCUGGUAAAACAGCCGCGUUCCUGCUCCCACUUCUCGUCUACAUCUCCGAACUACCGCGGCUCGACGAAGAUGAAUCGCGACGCAACAACGGUCCUUAUGCCAUUAUCCUCGCUCCCACGCGUGAGUUGGCGCAACAGAUUGAGAUCGAGGCGAGACGGUUCGCCACUCCUUUAGGCUUUACGGUCGUAUCCAUUGUCGGUGGCCAUUCGAUCGAAGAACAAGCCUACAACCUUCGCAACGGGGCCGAAAUCAUCAUCGCCACCCCCGGUCGUCUUGUCGACUGUAUUGAACGGCGGAUCAUCGUGCUGGAACAAUGCUGUUACGUGAUCAUGGAUGAAGCCGAUCGAAUGAUCGACCUCGGUUUCGAAGAGCCGGUGAACAAGAUCCUCGACGCCCUUCCCGUCGGCAACGAGAAACCCGACUCGGAAGCGGCCGAAGACAGCCGGGCCAUGUCCCGGUCUCUCGGGGGCAAAGACCGCUACCGCCAGACGAUGAUGUACACCGCGACCAUGCCUGGGGCAGUGGAGCGCAUCGCACGCAAAUACCUGCGGCGCCCCGCGAUCGUGACCAUCGGCAACAUUGGCGAAGCCGUCGACACGGUGGAACAGCGGGUCGAGUUCGUCGCGGGCGAAGACAAACGCAAGAAGCGGCUGCAGCAGAUUCUGGCUUCGGGCGAGUUCCGACCGCCCAUCAUCGUCUUUGUCAACAUCAAGCGCAACUGCGACGCCGUGGCUCGUGACAUCAAGUCGAUGGGCUUCAGCUCGGUCACGCUACACGGGUCCAAGACACAAGAGCAGCGUGAAGCCGCGCUGCAGUCGGUGCGCGACGGCAAGACCGACGUCCUCGUGGCGACGGAUUUGGCGGGUCGUGGUAUCGAUGUGCCCGACGUCUCGCUCGUGGUCAACUUCAACAUGGCCAACAACAUUGAAUCCUACACCCAUCGUGUCGGCCGAACCGGGCGUGCCGGCAAGAGCGGCGUCGCCAUCACCUUCCUCGGCAACGAGGACGCCGAUGUGCUGUACGAUCUCAAGCAGAUGCUGAUGAAGAGCAGCAUCAGCCGCGUCCCUGAAGAGUUGAGGAAGCACGAAGCCGCCCAGCAGAAAAGCCAGCGCGGGGGAGGGGGAGGUGGAAGGAAAGCCAACACUGCGAAUGAUGAGAGUGGUGGGUUUGGUGGGAAAGGAGGAUUCGGUGGAAAGGGUGGUGGAGGAGGAGGAGGUGGUAGUGGUGGUGGGUGGUAG
Molecule: messenger RNA, 2493 nt
Organism: Capronia epimyces CBS 606.96
Lineage: Eukaryota; Fungi; Ascomycota; Eurotiomycetes; Chaetothyriales; Herpotrichiellaceae
Product: pre-mRNA-splicing ATP-dependent RNA helicase PRP28
Exons: 1
Coding region: 1-2493 (830 amino acids)
Biological process (GO): mRNA splicing, via spliceosome
Cellular component (GO): catalytic step 2 spliceosome
Molecular function (GO): RNA helicase activity; ATP binding; RNA binding
Source: RefSeq, a predicted model, not a curated record